CGGGCCAGGAAGGAUCUGAAAGAUCAAGACACUUCGAGUGAACCCUUACAUGACAGCCUUUACUCAUGCACUCCUUUCUCUUCUGAUGAGGUGAGCGCUGCAGACGUGGUGAACUGUUUAUCCGCACCAGACUUGGCUGCGCUUUUCCGAGCUUACGGUGAAGACCGUUGGGCGGGUAGGAUCGCUCGAGCAAUCGUAGCCCAUAGAGCUACUAUCGGCCCAAUACAUACGGCGCACCAGCUUGCCGAAUUGGCUCACUCAGUCACUGUCACUAAGACGUCCUGUAGCCCGCUUAGUCGACCUAAGCAUUUUAAUGAAGAAAAAUACGAGGAAGUGGUGGAAGGUGAAACAAAUCGCCGACAAAAGCGCCCACUAGCUGGUCUUCAUCAGGCCUCAGUACGUGUGCUACAAGCUCUGCGCAUAUUUGUUAACGAUGAAUUGAACGAGUUGGCUUUUGGACUGGAGAUGGCACAUCAAAUUUUACGCCCUGGUGGUCGGCUCGUGGUCAUCUCAUUCCAUUCUCUAGAGGACCGACUGGUUAAACUUGCCCUAGCUUGUUCCACGCGGCAGGCAAUUUGCACAGACAACCUCAUUUUCAAGGAGCACUUCCAUUCGCGCCAUCACCGCCACCAGAAAGAAACUAGCAAGGUCCUGAAACCUGGUCUGGCAACUUAUCUGGAGGCCGCCGUGGCCCCUAGAGAUUCUGAGGGUUCUUUAUUGCUACCAGCCAAGGGGUUGGCACCCUACUCAAAUAGCAUAAGUGAGCAAGGUUUCCAACGGUAUCGCAAUCUGUUGCGCGCCUGUAUGAGCGAACCAAUUAUUGAGUACGAGGCUAAUCAGGGCGAGAUUCCUACUGAGUUGGAGUGCAGUGCCCGAUUUUGGUGCCAAGUAAGCAGACGGGGAUUUCAUAUGGGGUCUGUAGUGAAUAAAAAAUUUACAGAUAAAUCUGUUUUAGAAUUGUAA
Protopolystoma xenopodis is the source of this 963-nucleotide messenger RNA. Lineage: Eukaryota; Metazoa; Platyhelminthes; Monogenea; Polystomatidea; Polystomatidae. The record is from the annotation of a GenBank genome assembly.